Budorcas taxicolor (takin) is the source of this 1191-nucleotide messenger RNA. RefSeq names its product phosphatidylinositol-4-phosphate 5-kinase like 1 (gene PIP5KL1). NCBI's taxonomy places the organism in Eukaryota, Metazoa, Chordata, Mammalia, Artiodactyla, Bovidae. The transcript has 10 exons. The record is from RefSeq and is a predicted model, not a curated record. Bases 1 to 1191 code for a protein of 396 amino acids. Gene Ontology annotation, biological process: phosphatidylinositol metabolic process. Gene Ontology annotation, molecular function: phosphatidylinositol kinase activity.
AUGGCCGCGCCGAGCCCGGGGCCCCGCGAGAUCCUGGCCCCCUCCCCAGAGGCUGGACGCAGAGCAGCUGCUUCAAGCUCUGGCCACCGUGGCCUCCUCUGGCGUCUCCGAGACAAGCAGUGUCGUCUGGGGCUGUUUGAGAUUGGCCCGGGGCACGAGCUGCACCAGCUGAUGUGCCUGAUGCAGGCGGGACUGUGGGCUGCCACUCAAGUGUCCAGAGACCACCCUCCCGCGGGGCUGCCCACAGAGGAGGAUUUUUCCGAAGUCCUGACCCAGGUUCAUGAGGGCUUCGAGCUGGGCACCUUGGCUGGCCCCGCCUUCGCCCGACUGCGGCGUUCCCUGGGGCUGGCCGAGGAGGACUACCAGGCCGCGCUGGGUCCCGGCCGCCCUUACCUGCAGUUCCUCAGCACCUCCAAGAGCAAGGCCAGCUUCUUUCUGUCCCACGACCAACGCUUCUUUCUGAAGACCCUGCGGAGCCGGGAGGUGCAGGCGCUGCUCGCCCAUCUGCCCCGCUACGUGCAUCACCUGCAGCGACACCCACACUCACUGCUCGCACGGUUGCUGGGAGUGCACAGUCUGCGGGUGGCUCGGGGAAAGAAGAAAUACUUCAUCGUCAUGCAGAGCGUCUUCUAUCCCGCAGGCCGCAUCUCUGAGAGGUAUGACAUCAAGGGCUGCGAGGUGAGCCGUUGGGUGGAGCCCGCCCCUGAGGGCAGCCUCCUUGUUCUGGUGCUGAAAGACCUCAACUUUCAGGGCAAGACCAUCAAUUUGGGGCCCCAGCGGAGCUGGUUCCUCCGCCAGAUGGAAUUGGACACUGCCUUCCUCCGGGAGCUCAACGUACUGGAUUACAGCCUCCUGAUGGCCUUCCAGCGUCUUCAUGAGGAUGAGAGGGGCCCAGGCAGUAGCCUUAUCUUCCGCACAGCCAGGUCUAUACGAGGGGCGCAGAGCGCUGAGGAGUCGGGAGCCCAGAACCGCCGGCUGCUGCCCGACGCCCCCAACGCCCUACACAUCGUGGACGGGCCGGAGCAUCGCUAUUUCCUAGGCCUGGUGGACCUCACCACGGUCUAUGGGCUCCGCAAGCGGCUGGAGCAGCUGUGGAAGACGCUGCGCUACCCAGGCCGGACCUUCUCAACCGUCAGCCCGGCUUGCUACGCCCGUCGCCUCUGCCAGUGGGUGGAGGCGCACACCGAGUGA